AUGCAAUCCAACAACGUGUUCAAAAUUGUUUUUAUCUGUUGUCUCCUCCUGAUCUCCACCGUCAAUUCCACUCCCACGGGACGCAAAUGUGGCCGGCAACUGCUCAACUAUAUAUGGAGCAUUUGUGCUGAAUCAUGUGCAAACGGAGAUGAAAUCCAUACACUGUGCAUUGACGGAUCUCGUUAUACGGAUAGUGAUGUCAAAGCACUGUGUUGCCCAUAA
Molecule: messenger RNA, 222 nt
Organism: Caenorhabditis remanei
Lineage: Eukaryota; Metazoa; Nematoda; Chromadorea; Rhabditida; Rhabditidae
Exons: 2
Coding region: 1-222 (73 amino acids)
Cellular component (GO): extracellular region
Molecular function (GO): hormone activity
Source: RefSeq, a predicted model, not a curated record